Molecule: messenger RNA, 1028 nt
Organism: Lottia gigantea (owl limpet)
Lineage: Eukaryota; Metazoa; Mollusca; Gastropoda; Lottiidae
Exons: 6
Coding region: 123-827 (234 amino acids)
Biological process (GO): vesicle fusion; exocytosis
Cellular component (GO): SNARE complex; membrane
Molecular function (GO): SNAP receptor activity; SNARE binding
Source: RefSeq, a predicted model, not a curated record
CCUGGUUAAUGGCCAAGUGACUCAUAAAAUAAAGGUAAAUUCAAUAUAAUUGGAGUUUACUGUGAGAUUAGGUAUUUCUUGAGAUUUUGAACUUGACAUCGGCAUAGAUUUAAAGAGACAUCAUGACUAUAGAGUUUAGUUGUAUUUGUAAAGGAACCACUGUUAUUGCGAGUCAUCAGAGUGGUUAUGGUGGAUAUCAAGAUGUGGUUAAUUCCAUGUUACCUAAUAUUCAAUCCACCUCUAAUGGUAAAACAACCUAUGCAUCUGAUAAUCAUUCAUUCCAUGUUUUAGUAGAUAAUGGCAUUUUAUUUAUUUGUGCAGCAGAACCUUCUUUUGGUAAACUUAAACCUUUUACAUAUUUAGCUGAGGUUAAGAAAAGAUUUGCAUCAAGUGGUCUAGUAGUUCGUGCUUCCUCAGCAGGACCAAAUGAAUUGAAUAGAGAUUUUGCUCAUGUAUUAUCAGAUUUGAUGGAGAAAUCUGCAAGAGGACAACUUGGUCAGAUGGAUGUUCUACAAAAUCAAGUUGAUGAAGUGAAAGGAGUGAUGACUCAGAAUAUAGAGAAAGUGAUAGACCGAGGUGAAAGAUUAGAAGAUCUUAUUGAUAAAACCGAUGAAUUACAGGCUCAUUCUCAAGCUUUUCAAAAGACAUCGAAGAAAAUAAGUCGUAAAUAUUGGUGGAAGAAUACUAAAAUGACUAUAAUAUUAGUUGGUGUUGGUUUAACAUUAUUAACUAUUGUUAUUAUUGUUAUAUUAUAUUCUACUGGUGUAUUACCACCAGAUUCUGGUUCCUCUAGCAAGACUACUGUGGCACCUAGCAUAUCACCCUAAACUCUUCCACCCAUUCCUCACAAAAUAUGCUGAUAUUGGUGAUUCAGAAAGGUACAAAAUAAUUUUUUAUAAAACAUUUGAUCAUGAAACUUUUUACCAUAAAAUUUCUAAUUGAGUUUUAGUUGAUAGUAAAUUCAAUAUUUUAGUCUUUUUGGCUCUGUAAGCUUAAUAACCCUGUAUAAUAACAAGAGCACCUAUAUC